AUGCGACUAAACUUCAUCUGCUCGUAUGAAUUUUUGGUGGCACGUAACUCUGUUCUUUGUCCGAACGUUCGUAUAAAUGGAGACUUCGGAGAAGAGUUGGCAUCAUUCGUCGCUUUGAUUUCACUCGAAAAUGACGCCGCCACCUGUCGAGGAAGUGGAGAAUGUGGAGAACGGAAGCCAGAUCCGAACCGACUGACGACGAAACUUUUCGCGGAGUACGAUGCUCUGCACGAGAAGGAGCAUAACGGCACAGAUGAAAAGAGAACGAUGGAGCUCUUGGAGCAAUCGGAAAUUUUUGAAAUUUAUUCUCCAGCCACCAUGGAGCCACCAUGGCAAAGGAACGAUUUGAAGAAUGCUACAAGGAAGUUAAUCCAUUGAGAUAUAUCGGAUAUAUGUUGAUCAAGCUGGAGUCGGAUGUGACGAACCCUCUCAAAGUGAUUAUGGAGGGAGAGGAGCUUCCUUCAAAAGCAACAUUCGAAAAGUGGAAAGACGUGCUCAAUAGCACACUUUCACAAUUCUUGAUGUUGGAAUGCUUCGCUACGGGACUUCUUCAUCCAGAAGACAAUAGUGACAGUAAGAAAAUCAUGGAAAAGUUGACUUACUACGAUACUCUAUUCAAACAAUGGGAGAAUCUUUAUUUGAACGACAUACCAUACUGGCCGAAACUCAAAAAGUACGUUGAGAGAAUUCAAGGAGAAGGAUCGUUUGACAGGGACGAAGACAUGGCCACUGAGCUCUUAAAAGGAUUCGAGACCAUUUUCACAAAUGACAACUUCUAUAUGUUUGUGUUCGCCAGAGACAUUCACUACGAGAUUCACGUUGUAAAACCCGAAAUGGUGUUCAUCUCGAAGAAUAUCGGAAAGUUCGACGUCAUCGUUUCUCGUGCAUUUGAGCACAACACGAAAACAUGUGAUGAAUAUCAGAAGAAAAUGAAGAAUGACAUCCGUGGAGAGAUUCAAAUAUACAAACCUCGCUGGUGCUCGCUGGUAGUUAUGAAGCAGUGGCCUCGAUCGGCAGUGGUCUCAUUCGAAGGCGAAGAACGAGUUCAAGGGAUGCUCGUACUUUUUGGGGUUUUCUUCCGGAAAGGUGGCUGGCAGACAUACGACUAA
Molecule: messenger RNA, 1109 nt
Organism: Caenorhabditis elegans
Lineage: Eukaryota; Metazoa; Nematoda; Chromadorea; Rhabditida; Rhabditidae
Source: the annotation of a RefSeq genome assembly